This is a messenger RNA of Stereum hirsutum FP-91666 SS1, 1524 nucleotides long. RefSeq lists its product as uncharacterized. The transcript has 2 exons. Bases 1 to 1524 code for a protein of 507 amino acids. NCBI's taxonomy places the organism in Eukaryota, Fungi, Basidiomycota, Agaricomycetes, Russulales, Stereaceae. The record is from RefSeq and is a predicted model, not a curated record.
AUGACUAAUAGCAAGAGAUCCUCCUUCGUCCUCACCAACUUCAACUCCAUCUUUGCCCCUGCUCCCAACCCGAAGAUGGUCUCCGUCAGUACCGCCUCCAUUGGUCAUCCGCAUGCCCUCCAGCCUCUUCAGCCUCUCCAUCUCAACAUCCCUAUCUCGGCCUCCAACCACAAUUCCGACCAGAGCUCAAAGCCAAUACAGGACAAGCCAUAUCGCCUGUUCAACGCCCACACCCACAAACCCACCGUACCCCCUCGUCCUUCCUCCUCCUCUGACGUCACCUCCGACUCCGACUUCGUAAACAUCCCCCCUCCCGACCCCAACACACCUCACCGCUCCUACGACCACGCCUACGAGGCACGUUUCAGACUUGCUGCGAGACCUGCAAGGCUUGGGAUCUUCGGUGCAGGUCUCUGUGUUAGUGGCAAUGGCGGCGGCUUUGUGAAUGGAAAUGGGGGUAACGGAAAUGGGGGUAAGGGAAAUGGGGGUAACGGAAAUGGGGGUAACGGAAAUGGGAGUAACGGAAAUGCAAACGCGAAUGCGAAUGUGAAUGACAGGUCGAGAGCACAUCAAAGAAGGGCGCUAUCCAUGAAAGUCAAAGUCGAGACGCAGAAUCGGUCUUCUGGUGGUCCUGGGCAUGGGAGGAGGGGAAAAGUGGGCAAGGGAAAGGCGGGAAAGGUGGGGUUCAAGGUGCCUAGUCUGGUUAAGAAUCUGGUGCAGAGUCAUAGUAAUAAGACUACCACGACGACAACGACGACGACGAUAAUCCGCGACGCAAAAACCUUCGCGGAGCGUGAAGAUGCGCGUGCGCUGUUCAAUUAUAAGGCCAUGCCCAUGUCUAUGCCCAAGUCCGAGCCCGAGCCCACUCGCUCUGGUUGUCCAGAUCCCACAACAUCCGAGCCUAAGCCAACCUCCAUCCGCACCACAUCCACGUCCACAUCCUCCAGCAGUAGCGCACAACUCAUAUCCGCGCCAUCCAACUCCAACUCCUCAUCCAUCUUCGACAGCCCCGUCCUCAUCUCCAUCCCCCAUCCCAAUUCCAGCGCUCGCAUCCCUCCGAGUCGUCCCAGCGCUCACGCCCUCUGGGACUUAUCACCAUAUGCCUAUUGGGACUCGUCACGCUACACCCUCCGAGACGAACCCUGGAACGCACCCGAAUCUUUCCCAAGUCUCGCUCUGAAUCGUAAAACUGUAUGGACGCGUCAGAUCAAGGCAAAAUUUGGGGGCAAGAGUUUGAUGCCUUCGUGGGCUGCGAAGCUUGAAUCUGAACGUGCUCGAGAUGGAGAGGUAGAGGGAUGGGCACGGGGAGAGGGAUGGGGACAUGGAGAGGGAGAGGGGCAGGAAGAAGGAUAUGGACAUGGAGGCGUGCGCAUCCGUCAGCCGAGACCUGUUAGGGCUUGGGAGAAGGAGCUGCCUGUUUGGGUUGGUUGUUUUGAUGAGGGUGAUGAGGCCAGUAGGGCUAGAGACGAGAGAGAGGCAGAUGGGAGGGUGGCGUGGUGUUUGUCGCAAUGGCAGGGAGCCUGA